Messenger RNA from Penicillium taxi, 387 nucleotides. RefSeq names its product ubiquinol--cytochrome-c reductase subunit 8. The record is from RefSeq and is a predicted model, not a curated record. NCBI's taxonomy places the organism in Eukaryota, Fungi, Ascomycota, Eurotiomycetes, Eurotiales, Aspergillaceae. Gene Ontology annotation, biological process: mitochondrial electron transport, ubiquinol to cytochrome c. The coding region runs from base 1 to 387 and encodes 128 amino acids. The transcript is spliced from 4 exons.
AUGGGUGGCCACUCUGUCGAUCCUAAGAACGGCUCCUUCAUUGGAAACUGGGGUGAAUUCGACCCUUUGCGAAACGAAACGAGCGCAGGACGAGCGCAGGCUAUUACCACUAUUUAUCAUCUGGAAACUGACAUCCAACCCGCAGGUUGCCCGACUCCCCAGCGCAUCGCCACCUACUCUCUCUCCUCUAACCGCCAGCGUCCCUUCGCCGGUGCUUUCCACGCCGCCAUCUUCAACACUUUCCGUCGUACCGCAGCCCAGGCUCUCUACGUUGCUCCUCCCUUCGUUGCUGCCUACCUCGCCAUGGAGUGGGCCGUUGAGCGCAACCACUUCCUGAACUCCAAGCCCGGUCGUGCUCUCACUGCUGCUGAGGGCACUGAAGAGUAA